CCAGGUUGCGGGCCGAGGGCCCCCAAGCCCGCAGCACCCAGCGGACGAGUCCUCCCAGGCCUGACCCCAGCUUUCAGCCUUCCAUCUGUGAGCUCCACCUCUCCCCCUGGCCAACUCUGUUCCUCUUCUGCUGGCUGCUUCCCUUCCUCAAGCCCGGCGCUUUUCCUGCCCCUUCAUCCCACAGUCGUCGGGUCCCCAACUGCUGCCGCAUGGGUACCGGCCUGUGUCCAGCCUCCCCCACAGCGCCUCUUGGGUCUCGGCUGCCGGACGUUUCAAAUUUCUCUAGACAUCACUUUGGAUCAGAUAAACUUUAUCCGAUAAAGGACAUCAUGUCACAGGAAGAGUGAGCUCCUGCCCAUUUUACCAUGGAGGACUCUGGAAAGACUUUUGGAUCAGAGGAGGAAGAAACAAACUAUUGGAGAGACCUGGCCAUGACCUACAAGCAGAGGGCAGAGAGUACACAGGAGGAACUCCGAGAAUUUCAGGAAGGAAGCCGGGAAUACGAAGCUGAAUUGGAGACUCAGCUGCAGCAGAUUGAAAUCAGGAACCGGGACCUCCUGUCAGAGAAUAACCGCCUUCGAAUGGAGUUAGAGACUGUGAAGGAGAAGUUUAAAAUGCAGCAUUCAGAAGGCUACCGGCAGAUCUCAGCCUUGGAGGAUGACCUGGCUCAGACAAAAGCCAUCAAAGAUCAACUGCAGAAAUAUAUCCGGGAACUAGAACAAGCCAAUGAUGACCUGGAGAGAGCCAAACGAGCCACAAUCAUGUCCUUGGAUGACUUUGAGCAUCGUUUGAAUCAAGCAAUCGAAAGAAAUGCCUUCCUGGAGAGCGAGCUGGAUGAGAAGGAGAAUCUUCUUGAAUCUGUGCAGAGGUUAAAGGAUGAAGCAAGAGAUCUGCGGCAGGAAUUGGCUGUGCAGCAGAAGCAAGACAAGCCCCAGACACCCAUGCCAGGCUCUGGGGAAACAGAAAGGACAGACAUGGCUGUGCAGGUCACAGGCUCCGUACCAUCCACUCCCAUGUCUCACCGAGGACCCAGCUCUGGUUUGAACACACCAGGAGUAUUCAGACGAGGUCUGGACAGUUCUAAUAGUGGGACCCCACUCACACCUGCAGCCCGGAUAUCAGCCCUAAACAUUGUUGGGGACCUGCUUCGGAAAGUUGGGGCCCUGGAGUCCAAACUAGCAUCAUGCAGGAACUUCGUGUAUGAUCAGUCCCCAAGCCGAACAAGUGGUCCAGUUUCAGGGCGAGGAACUAAAAACAGAGAUGGUGGUGACAGACGGCCAAGCAGCACCAAUGUAGGAGAUAAAGGGUCAGGAAAACGCUUGGAGUUUGGAAAGCCAGCCUCACAGAUCUCAUCACCAGCGCUGCCAUCCACCCAUGAUGUGGUCAAGCUUUUGCUUUAGGACCAAUGGGAACUGCACCCUCACCUGUCUUACUGUCUUACCCCCUUACAUCCAGCUUUUGGUUGUUGAAUUUUCAAGUUAAUUUGAGAAAUAAGAGCCAGCAUCACCAGCAUUUACUUUGUGCUGUGCAGCCUAAGCUGACUAAGGCUGUUGGCCGUAGACUCGGCGUCAUCCCCGUAAUGUGUCCCAGUCCCUGGCAGUGUGUGUGCCAUAGGAAUGAGCUGGUACCCUCCUCACCCCCUAGAGCAGGCAGUGCUAAGGUAUGGAUGAUGGGGCUACCCUGUCAUUGGCUACCUAGAGUUUUAAUGGCCUCCAGAGGUGUUUUGCAUAUGAAUAAUAUUCUUCAGGGGGACUAAAGCCCAGUUCAGGAGCUCUCCUCUGCAGCCUAUUUCCAACUGGAGCUGUCUUCUGGAAUAUUCUGCCAGUGCUUUUACAGCAGGAUUAAAUUGUGUCUAGGACUGGGAGAUUACAGAGGCAUAG
This is a messenger RNA of Peromyscus eremicus (cactus mouse), 1880 nucleotides long. It is a transcript of the gene Nde1, whose product is annotated as nudE neurodevelopment protein 1. Gene Ontology annotation, biological process: establishment of mitotic spindle orientation; chromosome segregation; mitotic centrosome separation. Bases 366 to 1400 code for a protein of 344 amino acids. Gene Ontology annotation, cellular component: kinetochore; kinesin complex; centrosome. Lineage: Eukaryota; Metazoa; Chordata; Mammalia; Rodentia; Cricetidae. The transcript has 9 exons. The record is from RefSeq and is a predicted model, not a curated record. Gene Ontology annotation, molecular function: microtubule binding.